Messenger RNA from Danio rerio (zebrafish), 3291 nucleotides. NCBI's taxonomy places the organism in Eukaryota, Metazoa, Chordata, Actinopteri, Cypriniformes, Danionidae. The record is from RefSeq and is a predicted model, not a curated record.
GAGGCACAUCCGGGUACGCCGCAUCUAGUUGACGUAAUUAAUAUUCAUGAGGCAAGUCUGCGCUUGAGUUUAAAAAUCACGCAGGUAUCGUCAGACAGGCACUUAAUAACGGUCUUCUGAAUGAGGUGUUUCGACGACUUGUGAAAUCAACUCAUCUCCUGCCUACAUAUUUCCAUCUGAAACUCUCUGAAACACUGGUUUACUCAUUAAAUAAGUCGGUCUGUAAAGAUUUGAGUCAGAUUAAAAGCAAUAUUGUAAGGUCAGGAAUUUUAAAUAGGUCAAGCUCGUCAGUUCCUCAAACAGCGUGAGAAUGGUGAACUGCGGUCUUCUGACAGGGUUGAAUGAGCCAGUUCCUCUGAAGAGCAUCUCAGUGGAGGUUCGGGUUCAGGAUCAUGUCGCCUCGGUCUCCUCCACUCUGCAGUAUGUGAAUGAGGAGCAGCGUCCCCUGGAGGCCUUGUUCGUCUUCCCUCUGCCUGCUGAUGCUGCUGUCUGCCACUUCAGUGCCAAGAUCGGAGAGCAGGAGAUUGUGGCAGAGCUUCAAGACAAAGAGACAGCGAAGGAUCAGUAUGAUGAUGCUGUGAGUUCAGGACAGCAGGCGUUUCUGUUGGAAGAGAGCGCAAAGAGUCCUGAUGUGUUCAAACUGAGUGUCGGGUGUCUGUUGCCGGGUCAGAACGCUGCCGUCACCAUCAUCUAUGUCACUGAGCUCGCUGUGCAGGCCGACCAAUCACUGCGCUUCUGUCUGCCAGCUGUUCUCAACCCCAGAUACACACCAGAAGGUUCAGAUGCUGGUAUAGUGUCAGAGAUUUCAUCAGUAUGUGGAGCAGCUCCCUACUCUCUGACUCUCAGUGUCCACGUGAGCUCUCCAAAGCCCAUCUCCAAACUAGAGUCCAACUGCACUCUGGAUCCUCUCGUGUUCCUCCGCUCUGACCACACUCAGGCUACGGUGAAUCUGAGUCCUGGUCACAUGUUUGAUAGAGAUGUUGAGCUGUUCCUGUACUAUCAGGACACCCAUCAGCCCUCUGCUGUAGUGGAGGCAGGAGUGGCCACUGCACCGUCAGACUCUCUAAUGAGAAACCCUGUGGUCAUGAUUAGCUUGUAUCCAGAGUUCCCAGAGGAAGGGAUGUCAUCAAUGGCAAAUCAAGGCGAGUUUGUUUUUGUGAUGGACAGAUCAGGCAGUAUGGACUGGACGAUGCAUCGUGGAAAAGAAGCACAGCACCGCAUUGAAAGUGCAAAAGACACUCUGCUCUUACUCUUGAAGAGUCUGCCCAUGGGAUGCUACUUCAACAUCUAUGGAUUUGGCUCUCGUUUUGAGUCUUUCUUCCCUAAAAGUGUUGAGUACAAUCAGGACAAAAUGGAUCAGGCUCUUAAAAAAGUAAAGGAAAUGCGAGCAGACAUGGGCGGCACAGAGAUUUUACAGCCUCUAGCACACAUCUACAGUCAGCCCUGCAUCCCUGAACACCCCAGACAGCUGUUCAUCUUCACUGAUGGAGAAGUAGGAAACACUAAAGAGGUGCUGGAUCUGGUGAAAAGUCACGCUCGCUCUCACAGGUGUUUCUCAUUCGGGAUUGGUGAAGGUGCGAGCACCGCCCUCAUCACAGGAUUGGCCAGAGAAGGAUCAGGUCAUGCCCAGUUCAUCACAGGCAGCGAGCGCAUGCAGCCCAAAGUAAUGGAGUCCCUCAGGUUUGCUCUUCAGCCCAUAGUGUCGAAUAUCUCAGUGGAUUGGACACUUCCAGAGCGUGUUACUGCUGAAACCAUUUCUCCACCCAUUGAUGUGCUCUUCCAGGGUCAAAGGACUCUCAUUUAUGCCCAACUUAAAGGAAAGAAUUUAGGAGGCUCUGAGGGAUCAGUGACAGUCAAAUACAACCUGAACAGUCAACCAGUGACAAACCAGCUGCACUUCUGCAUCAAACCAACUGAGGAAACAGGGUUGGUCGUCCACCGGCUGGCAGCUCGAACCAUGAUCCGUUCACUAGAGCAAAAGGAGAGAUCACCUGAUUUUACAAGGAAAAAGAUCAAGAGAACAUUAGCAAAGCUCAGGAAAACCAUAGUAAAGCUCAGUGUUCAGGCAGGUGUGAGCAGUGUUCAUACAGCCUUCAUUGGCAUUAAUAAAGACACCAAACAGACUGUGAAAGGACCCCUGCAGCGGAGAAGAGUGCCGACAUACGCAGGGAGAAUGAGAGAACUCAGUGGGUAUUCAAUACCACGAGCACCGCUGAGAAUGUCUGGUCCAUUGAGGGCACCGAGAAUGAGAGGUUCUUUGCCAUCGCCAGCACCGCUGUUGGGAUGUCCAUUGAGGGAUUGGUCGAAUGAGGAGGAAUUUGAUUGUUCUGAUGAUGAAGUGGACAAUCAGGGAUCAGAAGCUGCUCAGGACCUGUUACUCCCGCUGGUUUCCCUCCAGAAGGCCUCGGGCUGCUGGGAACUGGACGCCGCAUUGGCUGCUGUUUUGGGGAAGACAGAGGAUGAGCUGACCAAUCAGAAACCAGCACAGGUGGAUGGGUCAGUGUGGGCCACUCUCCUGGCUCUGAUCUGGUUGUACAGCUGGAGAAAAGAGCAGCAGGUGGAGUGGCAGUUUGUGGCCAGGAAGGCAGCGGCGUGGAUCACCUCUCAGAAAGUGGGCGAUCUGUCUCAGUGUGUGUGUGUGGGUAAUGUCCUGCUCGGAUGUCAGGUCACCAAAGACUCUCUGGGGAUCUGAAGAUAUCAGAAGACCAAAGAACAGACGCCAUUACAUUUAUAGUUAAUCUCUUACUUGCUUCAGAAACAUUUAAUCUUUGAUUUUAUUUGCUCAAAUCAACACCAAAUACGAAAUGAACCUGACCUCCACCAUCAUUAAAUGAAACCUCUCCAACCUGUUUCUACACAACAGCUAUGUAUCUUCAUUUCUCGGUUCAUCUAUUGAAUAUUAAGAGACAAUGUAUUAUAAUUAAUGACUUAUUUUACAAAAAGACAAUCAUUUUGAGGAAUAAAAAAGAGCUUCGGCCUCAGAUAAGCUUAUGAAACUGAUGCUAAAAUAACAAACCUAAUAACAGACCCGUUCACACCAAGCAUGAUAAUGACCGUUAAGCCCUCUUUUAUACGAUUAUUUAAAGAUAAUCACUAUCUAACAAUUGCUUAUACCAUGGAAAAUGAUGAUUAAUACACAACUCCAGGCCAACAAAUUGAAAUACAAGAAUAAAAGUAGCUCAGUUAUCCAGAUUCAGCAUCUUUGUGUUUCCUCAUGUUGUUUUUAUUCCACUAAACUGACGACUACAGGAAAAGCCGAGACCAGCACAUUUGGCGUCGUCCUUUAUUUUU